AUGCCUCUACCUUUGAGUGAACAUGCUAGUCUUGAUGGUAAGAAAAAGGCCGAGGCUGUAAGACAACUUCAUAAGAAGGCACAUACGAACAUUGAGGAGCGCAUGAAGCAAUUUGCCAAACAUGCAAACAAAGGACGUAGGCAACUACUAUUCAAACCUGGAGACUGGGUUUGGUUACACAUGCGCAAGGAACGUUUUCCUGAGAAAAGGCAAAACAAGUUGAUGCCUCAUGGAGAUGGACCAUUUCAAAUCCUUGCCAAAGUCGACGACAACGCCUAUCAACUUGACCUUCUAGAUGAGUAUGGUGUUAGCUCUACUUUCAAUGUCGCUGACUUAUUUCCCUUUGAUGUAGGCGACAACUUCGAUUUGAGGACAAACCCUUCUCAAGAGGAGGGAACUGAUGAGGAACCGCCAAGAACUCUAGUUGUCGCUUCAAGAGGCUCGAGUGAGGUUCUAAGUGCACCAUCGAUGAACCUUGGACCGAUGACUCGAGCAAGGGCAAGGAAGAUACGAGAGACCCUUCAAACAUUCCUACAAAUCGUUCGUACAUGCGUAGGAGGGAUUCAAGAGAAUCACCACACAUUGGUGAACCUACUCCAAGCCCAUGAGGGAGCCGCGGGUGACUAA
This is a messenger RNA of Coffea eugenioides, 627 nucleotides long. RefSeq lists its product as uncharacterized. The coding region runs from base 1 to 627 and encodes 208 amino acids. Lineage: Eukaryota; Viridiplantae; Streptophyta; Magnoliopsida; Gentianales; Rubiaceae. The record is from RefSeq and is a predicted model, not a curated record. The transcript has a single exon.